Rhipicephalus sanguineus (brown dog tick) is the source of this 2157-nucleotide messenger RNA. RefSeq names its product putative gamma-glutamylcyclotransferase CG2811. Gene Ontology annotation, molecular function: gamma-glutamylaminecyclotransferase activity. The record is from RefSeq and is a predicted model, not a curated record. The transcript has 3 exons. NCBI's taxonomy places the organism in Eukaryota, Metazoa, Arthropoda, Arachnida, Ixodida, Ixodidae. The coding region runs from base 85 to 681 and encodes 198 amino acids.
ACGAGGCGAGCCACCUUCGCGAGGACUGCGCAAAGCGCCGACGGCUUAAGAGGACCAGCACCUAACCAGGAAGAAGUCAGCAUCAUGGGAGCCGAAAUAAACGCAGAGCAGGCGCAGCACCUGGUGUUCACGUACGGCACCCUGAAGCGUGGCCAACCAAAUCAUCACAUCCUAACGAACCACAAGAACGGCGCCGCUACGCUAGUUGGCACAGCGAGGACGCUCAAGAAAUGGCCGCUCGUCCUCGUGUCCUCGUACGAGAUACCGUGUCUGCUGCCCCGUGAGGACCUGGGCCACAAGGUAUCCGGUGAAGUGUACGCAGUCGACGACCGGAUGCUGGAGACCCUAGACUGCCUCGAGUCUCACCCGGACGUUUACGUCAGGAAGCAGGAAGACGUCGUGUUGAAAUCUUCACAGCCACAUUCCGCCAACCCUAACGCCGAGGAUAAUCCGCUGUCCGGAACAUCGCCUUCGACAGAACCCGGCGAGCGGCUAAAAACGUGGAUCUACUUCGUGCGCAAAGUAGAGAGAAAACACCUGUCGCUGCCUUUCGUGCCUUUCUACGCGCAGAGGGUCGCGUAUCCCACAUUUACAGGGGAGAAAGAAGAGUCGCUGCAGUUCUUGGACAAGGAGUUCAAACCCAUUGCCGCUGACGACAGCUGCCACAGAGAACAGGCUUGACAUUCGCGCGCCAUGCGGAAAUAACCAAGAAAAAGGAUGACGUUGAAACAACACCGGCAUAUGCCUGUGCAUUUCGAGAAACUUUUCCGCAUGCUCCCCACGGCGUAAACCGAUCCCACUUAGCAAGUGUACACAUGUAAUAGAAAACGCUCAAAAAGAUAUGUUUCAAUUUUAGUAGUAUUUAAAGCCGAUCUCUGUAUGCCGGACCUGGCCUCAUCGAUAGUAUUGUCACAUGGUCGGGAUGGUGAAGAAGGCGGCAGUCGGAUUGUCGAUCAAGGAUUAAACUGUUUAUUGAGCAAACUCGUGUCCAGGAAAUCAAAAGUCAAAGUAACAGCAAUACACGGUGUACACUGAAAGCGGUGAUCAGUCAUCGGCCGUCGGUAAUUUCAUCGUCCGCGGAACGCGUCGUCUUUUAUACAUCAGCGAUCGAAACUGCCAGCGUUAUCGCAUGGUGCUCGCGUAAGCUCCUGAAUAAACUUGACUAGUCGCGUCCUGCACGUAAUCUUAACAGAACAAUCUGAAACAAUCGCGAAGUUUCCCAAACAUUGCUGCGUGGCCUACGCCGAGCGGUGCUAACAGUUUUUGUGGAUGAAACCCGAUCACACCAAAAUAAAGAAAUAAGGGCGCGUGGCGGUAUGUUGACGUCAUGAGAGAGGGAAAAAUUCGUUGAUACCGUGCAUUAGUCAGGCUAAGAGUGAUAACGUCGAGCAUAAAUUAAAAGAUUCAGCAAUAUACAUCUGACGUAGAUUGUUGACGUCAGUAUGACAUGCGUCUAAGCGACGUAGAGAAAUACCGCGCACGUUGUCACCGCCGAAGUACGCUACGUGUGGACCGUGUCGAAAUCCUUCAAUACAUCUGCACUCUUAAAAAAAAAGAUUGUACUACUUAUUAACUUCGGUUUACUAACUUCCUGUUACUACCUUCCUGUGUCCUGUGUCGGUUUACUACCUUCCUGUGUCCCCAUCGUUUUUCGCGCUGUUUGUUUCACAAUGCUACACCAACAUGCGCAAGUUCGCUCUAUUGCAAAGGAGCCUGAUUGUUGAUGCUCGAGAAUUUGACCGUUAUAAAAACAAGCGACUCGUGAGGCGAAAGGAUCACGGUUACUACAUUUUUGGGCAGUAACCGCUACUACCUAGAUUUUACUAGUUAACGAGAAAGGUAGUAACCGCUACUAAUUGCGUUUGUAACAGCGAGGGUAGUAACGGUUACUAACCACACUUACUAACAGGUUAGUAACAUAUGUGACAAGUAUAUCAGCGCUGUGUCUGUUUCCUUCCUGUGUCCCCGUCGUUUUUCGCGCUGUGUGUUUCACCGGGCUUUCUCACAGCACCCUUCGGACACACUGCGCCGACUUGCGGCGCGGCCGCCAGUAAUAAUAAUAAUAGUAAUUGUUGGGGUUUAACGUUCCAAAACAACGAUAUGGUUAUGAGGGACGCCGUUGUGGAGGACUCCGGAAAUUUCGACCACCUAAGGUUC